AUGCUCUGUACUCAGCCGCCGAUCGAGAAAGACACACAGAAAAGACGUGAACUUAGACGCAGACGGCGUUAUAUACACUCAUUCAAUAUCGUGUAUUUAAUCAAUAGACGGCCAUCAUUCAUCUCCCUACAUUUUGGGGGCUCGUCCGGGAUACAAUACGAUAACCAAACGUAUAAGGAUACAGAUAAAAAGCAAGACGAAAAGACGUGGAGAAAGCUGUGUCGAGAAAGCCGAGCCAGUGAGUCAUCAAGCGCGCCGCUGACGCCGAGUUUGCCGCAACGACGCCACGAGGCAAGCACAAACCGUAGCUACGAGAGGAGGCCGACAAAGACAUUGAUACUGUUGACGAGCAGAGGCAAAUACAAGAGGCAGAACUGCAAGAGAGGUAAAAGAUCAACGCACUCAACCCAAGGAUCGUUUCUUUUUACUGGUUUAUGCUGGAAACAUCAGAAGACAAAAUAG
Molecule: messenger RNA, 462 nt
Organism: Acanthoscelides obtectus
Lineage: Eukaryota; Metazoa; Arthropoda; Insecta; Coleoptera; Chrysomelidae
Source: the annotation of a GenBank genome assembly